Molecule: messenger RNA, 447 nt
Organism: Parathielavia appendiculata
Lineage: Eukaryota; Fungi; Ascomycota; Sordariomycetes; Sordariales; Chaetomiaceae
Exons: 1
Source: RefSeq, a predicted model, not a curated record
CAACCGAAACAGCAGAAGCCUUCGACGGCCCCAGAGACACAGACCCGGGUUGAGGAUUGCAUUUGGGUCGCUGGCACUUCAACGAAAACUGCAGUCGCAGUCAAUUUCGAGGUCACGAGUACGACACCAGGUCUUCAACGGCUGGAACAAGCCGGGGGUGAUUUGUACGAGCCGGGAACAGCGGCGCCACGCGCAAGCGCGCGCAUUAUCGACGGAUUAGAUGUUCUGGAUCCCGACUUCGAAGACGACCACGAUGCUGCGCUGUCCGUCGCCAACGUUGCUGCCAGCGAGGCUCGCCAGGAUGCUGCUAACCCGCAGUAGCUGACAAUCGCAAGCAGCUGCAUGGAGCACACUGCUAAGCCGUAAAUGUGUAGUUCAUAGUCAGUACCUUCAAGAAUAUCACAAAAGCAAUGGGAACGAGCUCAUGUUAUUUGCGUUGACUUCAAU